GUUACAUUUUUCGUCCUAAUGAUCUAUUUCUUUAUUUAGAUAGUGUAGCUGUGCUUGUGACCUUCGGCAGUGAGAUGGAGCUGGAGCAUUUCGACGAGCGGGAUAAAUCGCAACGGAACAGCCGAGGAGGGGGCAGGCUGAACGGGGUGACCAGCCCGACACACAGCGCCCACUGCAGCCUCUACCGUUCCCGGACACUCAAGAACCUCAGCUCAGAGAAGAAGGCCAAGAAGGUCCGCUUCUACCGCAAUGGGGACCGCUACUUUAACGGGAUAGUAUACGCCAUCUCAGUGGAGCGGUUCCGGUCGUUUGACGCGCUGCUGGCGGACCUAACCCGCACGCUGUCUGACAAUGUGAAUCUGCCGCAGGGCGUCAGAACCAUUCACUCCGCGGACGGAACCAAAAAGAUCACCAGCACCGAUCAACUGUUGGAGGGCGAGAGCUAUGUGUGCGGCUCCAUCGAGGUCUUCAAGAAGCUCGACUACACCAAGAACGUCAACCCCAACUGGUCUGUGAACGUCAAAGCUUCGUCCGGGGCGGCCGCCCGCGGGCCCCUUUCUCUGGGCAGCUCCAAGGCCGGACCGCCAGACACCCGGGACCAGGGGGUGAAGGAUUUCAUCCGGCCCAAGCUGGUGACGGUGGUGCGGAGCGGGGUGAAGCCCAGGAAGGCUGUACGGAUACUGCUCAAUAAGAAGACGGCACAUUCAUACGAACAGGUCCUCACCGACAUCACGGAGGCCGUCAAACUGGACUCUGGGGUGGUGAAGAAGAUCUAUACACUGGAUGGAAAACAGGUGACAUGUCUCCAAGACUUCUUCGGUGACGAGGACAUCUUCGUAGCGUGUGGACCGGAGAAAUACCGUUACCAAGACGACUUCCAGCUGGAAGAGAGCGGCUCUACAUGCGAACGCCUGGGACUGAUACAGUUCACUGUACCAAAUGACCUGCACAUUGUGAAUCAUGUCCAGCAUGGACCCCUGUCCAAAGAACAACUACCCAACAGAUAUGACGAUGUAUUCAACAUGCCCGUUGAAUCUGUGCCUGGGGAGGUACACUUUGAAGUGGAUGAGAGCACCACUCCAAUCCAGUGUGCUCCUCGCCCAUUGCAAUGA
Messenger RNA from Oncorhynchus masou masou (cherry salmon), 1112 nucleotides. Its product is annotated as serine/threonine-protein kinase DCLK1-like. Gene Ontology annotation, biological process: intracellular signal transduction. The record is from RefSeq and is a predicted model, not a curated record. The transcript has 4 exons. Gene Ontology annotation, cellular component: microtubule organizing center; microtubule. The coding region runs from base 75 to 1112 and encodes 345 amino acids. Lineage: Eukaryota; Metazoa; Chordata; Actinopteri; Salmoniformes; Salmonidae.